This is a messenger RNA of Dujonia railenensis, 702 nucleotides long. The record is from the annotation of a GenBank genome assembly. Lineage: Eukaryota; Fungi; Ascomycota; Pichiomycetes; Serinales; Debaryomycetaceae.
GUGGACCCCGUCGAUCCUGUCGACCCUAUUGAUCCAGUGGACCCAGUGGAACCAGAGGACCCUGUUGACCCAGUGGACCCCGUCGAUCCUGUCGACCCUAUUGAUCCAGUGGACCCAGUGGAACCAGAGGACCCUGUUGACCCAGUGGAACCAGAGGACCCAGUGGAACCAGAGGACCCUGUUGACCCAGUGGAACCAGAGGACCCAGUCGAUCCAGUGGACCCAGUCGAUCCAGUGGAUCCAGAGGACCCUGUUGACCCAGAGGACCCUGUUGACCCAGAGGACCCUGUUGACCCAGAGGACCCUGUUGACCCAGUGGAUCCAGUGGACCCAGAGGACCCUGUUGACCCAGAGGAUCCAGUGGACCCAGAGGACCCUGUGGACCCAGAGGACCCAGAGGACCCAGAGGACCCAGAGGACCCUGUUGACCCAGUGGACCCAGAGGACCCAGUCGAUCCAGUGGAUCCAGUGGAUCCAGUGGACCCAGAGGACCCAGUCGAUCCAGUGGAUCCAGUGGACCCAGAGGACCCAGUCAUUCCUGAAAACCCUGAAGAUGGUUCAACCACUCCUACUCCUACUCCUGAUGUUGCAAUUGACGAUGGUGAGAAAACUCCCAGCAUCACAACAACUUCUGAAGGGACAGGAGCCCGCAUGGUAGUACCAAUGGUAGGAACAUUCGCUGCACUCGUUGCUGUUUUACUU